Fopius arisanus is the source of this 3639-nucleotide messenger RNA. RefSeq names its product ubiquitin specific protease 10 (gene Usp10). Gene Ontology annotation, biological process: protein deubiquitination; DNA damage response, signal transduction by p53 class mediator; regulation of autophagy. Bases 469 to 3210 code for a protein of 913 amino acids. The record is from RefSeq and is a predicted model, not a curated record. NCBI's taxonomy places the organism in Eukaryota, Metazoa, Arthropoda, Insecta, Hymenoptera, Braconidae. The transcript is spliced from 8 exons. Gene Ontology annotation, molecular function: cysteine-type deubiquitinase activity. Gene Ontology annotation, cellular component: cytosol; nucleus.
GCCCGUGCGGUAUCUCAGUAUUACGCACGUAAAGUUAUCCCAGAAUUAACCAAGGGGGUAUCCCAAAAGUACCGUGUGGUUUUUCUCGCAUCGUGGUCUAGUGAUUGUGGAGGUAUUAAUUUCCAGUUGAUGAAAUUAUAGAACGAACAAUACCCCAAAGGGCCACUACUUAACACCAAACAAUAAUGAAAGUUCCGGUGUAAAAACACAUGGUGCAAAUUCAUUGAAUUCAUUAAAUUAUAACUUCCAACAUUUUUAAUCGUCAAAUAAAUCCGCCAGAAGAUUUGGUUUUUUUUUUUUCACCCAAAUGUAUUCAACUUCGAUGCUGAUAGAGUUCAAGGGUCAACGUGCUGAAAUUUUGAUGGUAAAUCAGUGUCUGAGUGAAGUAGACGUUAAAACAAAUCUACUAUGAUAACCCUAUUCUUGGGGUUCAAUCAUUGAUCACAUUUUAAUGUCACCUAAACAGGAAUGGGCAUUAACAUGGACAUCAAAAGUACACUCGAUUAUGAAUUUAUAAAUCUGGACAAUCUCGAUGAUAAUGUCAAGAGUGAGAUCCGCACUAUCCUAAAGACGGAGAUUGCUUCAGAUGUUCUCAAAUUACCUUGGGACAAUGGCGAGAAAGAUUAUAAUUCAAAUUCGGUCGUGCCAGAAAUGCAGCCGGAGGUGCAAAACCACUGGCAGCAACCUUAUGACGACUCCAUCCCCAGUUACGAGGUGGCGACUCCACCCGCCCUGCUGACCCCCCCCAUGUCAACCAUAGCUUAUCCAGGGGCUCCACUCAUGCAGAUGAGUCCCUACCAGGACUGGCAGAUGAGUACAGCCUAUCCCACCACACCCACCGAUCCCACCACCUACACAUACGUCUCCACGGUCCCCUACCCAUCCCCAAUAUACAAUCCUCAACCAACGGAAGUCCUGACAACGCAAUCGCCAGUUCGAGACAACCAACGUCCAGGUCGCCAGCGCAAUAGAAAAACUGACAACUACAAUCGUCCAAUUGCCAAUGACAUGCAGCCCCCCUACAUGAUGCAAUCAGGCCAAUUCAGUCAGAUCCAGGCAAUAUGUCACCCAGGAGUUCCAUAUCUUCCAUACGUCUCCUCCCAACAGCAUGCAACCGCUGGUCGGCCAAUAUUUAUACCCCAACCCCAGUACUCCCAGAUUCAUCACAACAGUCACCAGUACCACCAGCUACCCACAAAUUACCAUCCGCACUCGCCAACAGUAAAACAUCAACGACAAAAUGCACAAAAUUACAAUCCAAUAUAUAAUCAGGGGACGAAGAAUGAUAAAAAAAUUUACGAGAGCCAACGUACCACUGCCACCCAGUCAUUCCGUCAGGCAUUGAAUCAUAAAACUAAUAAUAAUUAUAACGAUAAUGUUAGUAAUGUGAGGCGAGAGAGUGCAGAGGCGGUACCUAAGAGUGAGGAUAAGAAUUUUGAGACAAUCAUGAGUAAUGGAACUGUGAAUGAGACAAAGUGUGAGGGCGAGGAAGUGGCGGUGGUCAGCGAGAUCAAGGUGGAGGCAUCUGAUGGGCCAUUGCAGGAGGUGAAGAUUAUGAAGGAGCUUGUUGAGGAAGAGGAAAUUUUAACUGCAGCUAAGGGGCCUGGCGAGGAUGUACAGGCGGAGGUAAAUGGAGAGAAGGACGACGAUUCUGGAAGGAUUGACGAGAUCAAGGACGUCAAGGAAGUCAAAGAAGUGAAAGAAGUUAGUGUCGGUGUGACACCUGCAGCCAAAACCUUCGCCAGCAUCCUCAAGAGCAAUGAGACGAAGAAUCACCCUAAUUUCACCCAGAGUCAGGGGUUCAAAUUAUCACCAGCUGUUCGGGAAAAUGCGGAUUGUGUAAAUAAUGGGGUUGACAGGGAGGAGGGGAGGACUGAGGAGGGUAAGAGACCGACGGAUGAACACCUGGGGGAGGCUGGAUUUGGGGAGAGGAAAUCACUCCCUGUGGAUCAUGUACAGACACCGCUUAAUCAUCCUUCUAUGUACAGAAUGGGGGAAUUUUUACUCCAUUAUCAAAUGGAUAAGCAAACUGUAAGUUUACUGCCUCGUGGCUUAACGAAUCGCAGCAAUUAUUGUUAUAUCAAUAGUAUAUUACAAGCAUUACUCGCCUGUCCACCGUUUUACAAUCUCCUGAGGGCUCUGCCGCGCCCCGAGCAUCCGUUGAAAAAUUCAUCGACUCCAUUAAUUGAUAAUAUGGUAAAAUUUGUUUACGAAUUCCUGCCUCUACCCGAGGGUGAACGCCUACACCGAAAAGACAGAGGUCAGAAGAAGAAUGACGAUAGCUUUGACAUCAAAGGUGGCACCGCCUUUGAGCCCUCGUAUGUCUACACCAUGUUGAAGAAUACAUCAUCCCCGGGGGUUUUCUCGAUCGAGGGAAGGCAGGAGGAUGCCGAAGAAUUUCUAUCGUGUUUACUCAAUGGUAUAAGUGAUGAAAUGCUUGAGUUGAUGAAACAAGUGAGUGAGGAUUCCCAAACCUCCAAGGGAACCGAGGAGUUGAACGUUAAUUACAACAGUGGGGAUGAGGAGUGGAAAGUGAUGGGUCCAAAGAACAAGGGUUCGAUAACCCGUUGCACUGAAUUUGCUCGCACCCCUCUGUCGGACAUCUUCCGUGGCCAAUUGAGAUCAAGAAUUCUACGUCAGGGUGAUCAAAGCACUGACAAUGUACAACCCUUUUUUACUCUUCAAUUAGACAUUGAGAAAGCAGAAUCAGUGAGAGGUGCCCUAGAGAUUCUUGUAGGGAAAGAUCAAGUUGAAGGCAUGACCUGCAGCAAAACAAAGCAGCAGAUUCAGGCGUGGAAACAGGUGACACUCGAGGAGCUUCCAGUCAUCCUUAUCCUCCAUUUAAAAUGGUUUGAUUAUAAACUCGAUGGCUGUUCCAAGAUAUUUAAAAAUGUUGCCUAUUCCAUUGAUCUGAAAAUUGAUGGCAAAAUUUUAUCACCAAAUGCCACGAAAAAAUUGACAGUCAAACAGAAACAGUAUAAACUAUUCGCUGUAACGUAUCACGAUGGAAAAGAGGCAACAAAGGGUCAUUACCUAACAGAUGCAUUUCACGUGGGUUUUGGUGCGUGGGUGCGUUACGACGACAGUUCUGUCAAAGGUAUAUCCGAGAAUGACGUGUUGAAUCCAUCCCCACCACGCGUACCAUACUUACUUUAUUACAGAAGGUGUGACACAAUCGGUAAUCAACCAAAUAAUACUAGAACGCGUUGAUUUUAGCCGAUGUCUAACGAAUAACCAAGAAAAAUUGAAGAGAAUAUGGAAAGCACUGUAGUUAAACUGAUAAGUUUGUUUUUUAUAAUAAAAAUACAGAUGAAUAAAUAUUAUCAAUAAUUGUGAGAAAACGAAAAAAUUACGCGAUAAAUUUAUAGAUUUUCAAGGUAAUAUAAAUGAACUCUCAUGUUUCAUAUAUUUGAGAUGAAAGAUUAAGUGGAUUCAUGUAAUUAUUAAACUUCGAAUAUCCGAAAAAUGAAUGAAAUAGGUACAGACAAAUUUUUAAUAAUUAUUAAUGUCGUUAUAUUCUUUAAACAUCCGAGUCAUCAUAUUUUCGUUAAUUAGGCGUGUAAUAUCAAUUGUUACAAGUGCUAUGUGCCUCAUUUUUUAGUAUAUUGAAGAUUAAUAAUAAAGAUAGCAUUACUAUUU